Messenger RNA from Oncorhynchus keta (chum salmon), 1542 nucleotides. RefSeq names its product tryptophan 2,3-dioxygenase a (gene tdo2a). The transcript has 12 exons. NCBI's taxonomy places the organism in Eukaryota, Metazoa, Chordata, Actinopteri, Salmoniformes, Salmonidae. Bases 93 to 1316 code for a protein of 407 amino acids. The record is from RefSeq and is a predicted model, not a curated record. Gene Ontology annotation, molecular function: heme binding; metal ion binding; L-tryptophan 2,3-dioxygenase activity.
CCUUAAAUACCUGGGUUUUCACAGAGAUAGUUUUAUUAAACCAACAGCAGCGGAUCAAAUCUUUACUUUAAUUUUGAAUCAUUUGGAAAACAAUGAGUGGUGGAUGUCCAUACUUUGAGAAGAAGCACUUGUUAUUCAAGAGCAAGCUGCACCUGAAUGAGGAGGAGGCAGAUGACUCUCAAAAAGGAAUUAACAAGGCCAGCAAAGGUGGCAUCAUCUAUGGUGACUACCUUCAGCUUGACAAGGUUGUGACGGCCCAAGUUCUUCAGAGUGAACUCAAAGGGAACAAGAUCCACGAUGAACAUCUUUUCAUUGUCACCCAUCAAGCAUAUGAACUCUGGUUCAAGCAGAUUCUUUGGGAACUGGAUUCAGUGCGAGAGAUUUUCAUUAGUGGACAUGUUCGUGAUGAACGCAACAUGCUGAAGGUCAACACCCGCAUACAUAGGAUCGUUAUGAUCUUCAGGCUGCUGGUCGACCAGUUCUCCGUGCUUGAGACAAUGACCGCCUUGGACUUCUAUGACUUCAGAGAGUAUCUGUCCCCUGCCUCCGGGUUCCAAAGUCUCCAAUUCCGUCUGUUGGAGAACAAGAUUGGGGUCCCUGACAACCUGAGGGUCCCCUACAACAGGCGUCACUACAGGGACAACUUCAAAGGACAUGAGAGUGAGAUGCUGCUCAGUUCUGAGAAGGAGCCUUGUCUGCUGAAAUUGGUAGAGAAAUGGCUGGAAAGGACCCCAGGUCUUGAAGGCGAUGGGUUCAACUUUUGGAAAAAACUGGAAGCCAACAUCUUUCAAGGAUUGUGUCUUGAGAAAAAGAAAAUCGCGAAAAUUUCAGACUCUGAGGAGAAGGAGGAGAUGAUGGAAGAGCUGACGAAGCAAAAAGAGCUCUUCACUUCUCUGUUUGACAUCAAAAGACAUGAGCAUCUUUUGAGCAAAGGUGAGAGACGGAUCUCCUACAAGGCUCUCCAAGGAGCUCUGAUGAUUUACUUCUACAGGGAGGAGCCCAGGUUCCAGGUUCCCUUCCAACUCCUGUCCAACCUGAUGGACAUUGAUACCCUCAUGACAAAAUGGAGAUACAACCAUGUGUGCAUGGUGCACAGAAUGAUUGGUAGCAAAGCAGGCACUGGAGGCUCCUCUGGCUACCACUACCUGCGCUCUACUGUCAGUGAUCGCUACAAAGUCUUUGUGGAUCUCUUCAACCUGGCCACAUUUUUGAUACCUCGGCACUGGGUGCCCAAGCUGGACCCCAAUGAGCACACAUUCCUGUUCACUGCAGAGUACUGUGACAGCUCCUACUGCAGUAGUGAGGAUUCAGACUAGAACCUGUUAUUAACUGUCGAAAGUGGUCAGUUCAGAUGGAGGAAAGGUGACAACGAAAGGGAACCUCUUUAAACUAUGAAGACACACGUGACCCAGUGAGCAUUAUAUAAUAUAUAUCAAAUACAUUUUAUUUAUAAAGUAACAUAGUAUAUAAUCUUAACCACAUAAGCUGACUGCAUGUAUAUAUUGUUAAUAUAAUUAUUUAGUGUUUAUAAAGUAUAUUGUU